AUGGCGCUGGUGACGGUGAACCUGCGAGCCGUCACCUCCUGGGUGGGCAUCGCCCGGCUCUUCGCCAUCCUGCUGUCCUGCAUCUCCUUCAGCCUGGUGGCCUCCACCAGGAACUUCGGGCCCCCCUACGGGACGUGGUGCAUGUUCAGCUGGUGCUUCUGCUUCAUCGUGACACUGCUGAUCGUCCUGCUGGAGCUGCUGGAGCUCUACCCCAAGCUGCCCCUCUCCUGGGAUGACUUCACCUCAGCCUUCUCCAUGCUGGCGGCACUGAUGAUCUUCACCAGCUCGGUGGUGUUCCCCUCCGCCUUCAUCACCAGCCCUUGCAGCAGCAGCUCCUGCAUGCGCCAGGCGGCCGCCACGGCCAUGUCCUGCCUCUGCUUCCUCGCCUACGCCCUCGAGGUGGGGCUCACCCGUGCCAAGCCGGGGGACAUCAGCAGCUUCCUCUCCACCGUGCCUGGCCUCCUCAAGGUGUUUGAGGCCUAUGUGGCGUGUCUCAUCUUCUCCUUGCUGGAUUCCUACGGCUCCCAACCUGGCCUGCAGUGGUGCGUGGCCGUCUACUCCAUCUGCUUCAUCAUCACCCUCCUCAUCAUCAUCUUCACCAUCGGCCGCUGCCUCAGCUACAUGCCCUGCCCACUGGAGAAGGUGCUGGUGGCCUACAACGCACUGGCCAUGGUAAUGUACCUCACCGCCAUUGUCAUCUGGCCCUUCUACAGCUUCAAAAACACGAGCCGGCCCAACCCCUGCGACGCGAACUGCUCCUGGAACAAGCACCUGGGGGUCACCUUCCUCACCAUCUUCAACUUCCUCGCCUACCUUGUGGACCUGGUCUACUCCACCAAGAUGGUCUUCAUCAGGGCCCCUCCCUGA
Molecule: messenger RNA, 867 nt
Organism: Cygnus atratus (black swan)
Lineage: Eukaryota; Metazoa; Chordata; Aves; Anseriformes; Anatidae
Gene: MYADM
Product: myeloid associated differentiation marker
Exons: 1
Coding region: 1-867 (288 amino acids)
Cellular component (GO): membrane
Source: RefSeq, a predicted model, not a curated record